AUGCCACGCCCGUUACGUACUCGUAAGCGUACAGUACUGGGUGAGAGAACGGAUAAUGAUAAUCAUGUAAACGUUAAACAAGGCGCGUAUGGAAGAGACAGCACAAAUACCGAACUAGUAAAAGAUGCGGCCACUCAUAUCGAAUUAUCCUCAAAGAAACUUUCAAACAAAACAUCGCCCGCUACUGACAAAUCCACUUUAUGUAUAGAAGAUGUUGACGUUUUGUCUAAUAACAUAUCAGAUACGACUGUAGAAAUCAAAGGGACCGAGAUAACAACACCAAAUUAUCUAACACAACGUGACGGUUCCCAAAAACCUUCAUCAGAUAGACACCAACAGAAAUUGAUCAAUUCUCAUAAUUCAAAAAAGCAACUGUCGCAUGAUAGUUCAUGUUCAGAUCAUGAUUCAGACGAUCCCUUUGGUUUUGCAAAAGCAGAAAGAAAAGCUAAGAGAUGUAACAAUUAUGGCAAAGCGAAAUCAAAUGAUCAUACUACGGGCAACGAGGAUGUGGAGGAUGAGAUUAUCAUGGUAAAGAGCUCUGAAUCUUUAUCUCAAAAAAGUAAUAAUUCUAAAUCCAAAGAGAGCACAGCUUGUCAGCAGACAUGCCAAACAGACACCGGUGAAGAUCUGCGUAUCCAGAAAAGCAAUGACUUGGAAGUAUCAGCUAAAACGUCUUCAGUAGAAGACGUGAUCCAUGUCCAUUCGCCCGAAUCAAUUCAGCAUGAGCUUUUUCCACCGGACAACCACCAACCGUCUGAUGAAAUAGUAUUAAAUGCCACCGUGAAAAGCGAGCACCAGCAGAAGGUGAAACCCAUUGCCAAGAAAAGUCAACCAUCCCGGACGCGGCGUAAAAGAAAUAAUGGUGGUGACAAAGAUGAAUUGAAUACAGACGCGCAACUUGAUACAAAGCAAAAGAGACGAGCUUACAAGGGACGGAACACUAAUAAUAGCAAAAAACCAAAGUUGAACCAAACCCGACCGGAAACAAGCGAACCUGAACAAAUUGAGGUGUAUUCUAAUGAUGAGCAAGAACCAGAGUUGGAAAGUGAGAAACUGCGUCAGGAUCUCGAACGACGGAUUCAACAUUUCGAAGAAGUUGACAAGUUUGUUUUACAAGUUGAUAGAGUCACGACAAUCGAUGAAACGGAUGAAAUUGAUCAAA
Molecule: messenger RNA, 1162 nt
Organism: Paraglomus occultum
Lineage: Eukaryota; Fungi; Glomeromycota; Glomeromycetes; Paraglomerales; Paraglomeraceae
Source: the annotation of a GenBank genome assembly